Molecule: messenger RNA, 14157 nt
Organism: Harpia harpyja (harpy eagle)
Lineage: Eukaryota; Metazoa; Chordata; Aves; Accipitriformes; Accipitridae
Gene: OSBPL6
Product: oxysterol binding protein like 6
Exons: 26
Coding region: 408-3281 (957 amino acids)
Cellular component (GO): perinuclear endoplasmic reticulum; cytosol; intracellular membrane-bounded organelle
Molecular function (GO): cholesterol binding
Source: RefSeq, a predicted model, not a curated record
GGGCGGGAGCGGCGAGCGGCGAGGCGCAGCCGCCCGGGCCGCAGCGGGGAUGCGCCGCGGAUCCCGGCGAGGAGCCACCCCACCCCGUUCCCCUAUGACAAACCCAAUGUGGAUAAGGAGAUGUUAAACAGGAUUUGGGUAAAGAGAAGUUUCGGUGAACAUCUUACUGGAAUGGUUCCAAUCUUGUGAAUCGCCACUCUUCCUGUUUCACCUCUGCCUUCACUGUCUCUCUCCUGUGUGUGGUCAACCUGCUUCUGCAGUGGGACCGCAGGUGCAGUUCAGCUGAGAUUGAAUUCCUCUUUGGCUGUCCAUAAACUGUGAAACAGAAGGAUGCAGAAGACUAUCCCUUGCCUUUCUGUACAUGAGUGACAAGAGCACAAGAUCAUUACUACAAGUUUGCUGCAAAGAUGAGUUCAGAGGAGAAGAGCAUAUCUCCAGCUCACAAAACAUCCACUCCAUCACAUAGAAGUGCCUCCUCUUCAUCAUCGUCUCAGAGAGACAGGAGGCAGAGUGUUCAUAUUUUGGAGCGGAAGGCUUCUUCAGGAAGCACAGACCCUUCUUUAAGCAAGCAGUUCCUUGAAAGUGACCCUGUCUCUCUAUCCAAGGAACCUGACAGCUGGGAAAUCAUAGAGGGUCUGAAAAUAGGCCAGACCAAUGUCCAAAAGCCAGACAAACAUGAAGGUUUCAUGCUGAAAAAGAGAAAAUGGCCUUUAAAAGGUUGGCACAAGAGGUUUUUUGUCCUGGAUAAUGGAAUGUUGAAAUAUUCAAAGUCACCAAUUGAUAUACAGAAAGGCAAAGUCCAUGGGAGCAUUGAUGUUGGUUUAUCAGUUAUGUCUAUAAAAAAGAAGGCUCGUAGAAUAGAUCUUGACACAGAAGAACACAUCUAUCAUCUGAAGGUGAAGUCCCAGGAUUCAUUUGAUGCAUGGGUUUCAAAAUUACGCCAUCACCGGUUGUACCGUCAGAAUGAGAUUGUGAGAUCUCCAAGAGAUGCUAGCUUUCAUAUAUUCCCUUCAGCCUCUACUACAGAAUCUUCACCAGCUGCUAAUGUGUCAGAUGGAAAGGUGCAACAAAAUAGCUUCCCCUGGCAGUCUCCUAUACCUUGCAGUAACAGCCUUCCUGCCACCUGCACUACUGGUCAGAGUAAAGUAGCAGCCUGGUUGCAGGACUCUGAAGAGAUGGACAGAUGUGCAGAAGAUCUUGCUCAUUGUCAGUCAAACCUUGUGGAACUCAGUAAACUUCUUCAAAAUUUAGAAAUACUACAGAGAACUCAGUCAGCACCAAAUUUCACAGACAUGCAGGCUAACUGUGUAGAUAUUUCAAAGAAAGACAAGCGGGUCACAAGACGAUGGAGAACAAAAAGUGUCAGCAAAGAUGCAAAAAUUCAACUUCAGGAAGGGCCGGCACCGAAGGGCCAGUUCAGCACAACACGACGCCGGCAGAGACUGGCAGCUGCAGUGGCUACAACAGUCCCUUUCAGUGCUACAAUGUCACCCGUUCGACUGCAUUCAUCUAAUCCCAACCUUUGCGCAGACAUUGAGUUUCAGACUCCCCCAAGCCAUGUAACGGACCCUCUGGAGUGCUCUACUGAGUACAUGAAGCUUCAAGAAGAAUUCUGCCUGAUGGCACAAAAAGUACAUUCUCUUUUGAAGUCUGCCUUUAACAGCAUAGCUAUAGAGAAGGAGAAGCUUAAGCAGAUUGUUUCAGAGCAGGAUCUUACAGGCCACAAUGCUCAAAUAGCACACCUCAGACAGUCCCUCUCACAGGCUCUCAACCAGAAUGCUGAACUAAGGAGUCGCUUGAACAGAAUACAUUCAGAAUCUGUUAUUUGUGAUCAGGUUGUCAGUGUAAAUAUUAUCCCUAGUCCUGAUGAGACGGGUGAACAAAUUCAUGUCAGUUUGCCACUCUCUCAGCAAGUUUCUAAUGAGAGCAGGCUCUCUAUGUCUGAAUCCGUUUCAGAGUUCUUUGAUGCACAGGAAGUGCUUCUAUCUGCCAGCUCGUCAGAAAACGAGGCUUCUGAUGAUGAAUCUUAUAUCAGUGAUGUGAGUGAUAAUAUAUCUGAGGACAACACCAGUGUUGCAGACAACAUUUCUCGGCAAAUUCUUAAUGGUGAGCUAACAGGAGGUGCAUUCAGGAAUGGACGGAGAACUUGUCUCCCAGCUCCCAGCCCUGACACCAGUAACAUCAAUCUGUGGAAUAUUUUGAGAAAUAACAUUGGCAAAGAUCUUUCCAAAGUAUCCAUGCCAGUUGAGCUAAAUGAACCUCUGAAUACCUUACAACAUCUUUGUGAAGAGCUGGAAUACAGUGAACUCUUGGACAAGGCUGCUGAAACAGAUGAUCCUUAUGAACGCAUGGUUCUCAUAGCUGCUUUUGCAGCAUCAGGCUAUGCCUCUACAUACUUUAGAGCAGGAAGCAAGCCAUUUAACCCAGUGCUUGGUGAAACUUAUGAAUGUAUUAGAGAAGACAAAGGAUUUCGAUUUUUCUCAGAGCAGGUUAGCCACCAUCCUCCCAUUUCGGCCUGUCACUGUGAAUCGAAGAACUUUGUGUUUUGGCAAGAUAUCAGGUGGAAAAACAAAUUCUGGGGGAAAUCAAUGGAAAUUCUGCCAGUUGGAACCCUGAAUGUGACUCUUCCAAAGUAUGGAGACUACUAUGUCUGGAACAAAGUCACUACUUGCAUACAUAAUAUUCUUAGUGGAAGGAGGUGGAUAGAACACUAUGGAGAGAUAACUAUCAGAAACACAAAAAGCAGUGUUUGUAUUUGUAAACUCACAUUUGUCAAGGUGAACUACUGGAAUUCAAAUGUAAAUGAGGUGCAGGGAGUUGUGAUAGAUCAAGAAGGGAAGGUGGUUCAUCGCCUUUUUGGAAAGUGGCAUGAAGGCCUUUAUUGUGGGGUUGCACCUUCAGCCAAAUGCAUAUGGAGGCCAGGCUCCAUGCCAACCAAUUAUGAACGUUAUUAUGGCUUCACGAGGUUUGCUAUUGAGCUCAAUGAAUUAGAUCCUUUACUGAAAGAUCUUCUUCCUACAACAGAUGCACGAUUCAGGCCAGAUCAAAGGCUUCUGGAGGAAGGAAAUGUAGAAGCGGCAGCAUCUGAGAAACAAAGAAUAGAGGAACUCCAGAGAGGUCGGAGGCGGUACAUGGAAGAAAACAGCAUUGAAUAUGUACCCAAAUUUUUUAAAAAAGUUAUCGACGCUAAUCAAAGGGAAGCCUGGGUUACCAAUGACACCUACUGGGAACUGCGAAAGGAUCCUGGCUUUAGUAAAGUAGAAAUUCCUGUACUCUGGUAAACUGAGAAUGUAGAUCUAGUAAACAUAUCACUCUGAAGAAAAAAAUAACUAUGCACAAUAUGUUUCUUAUAGCUAAGCGUGGUUUGUGGGUCUACGGAAAAACCUAUCAUUCGCAUUUAUUUUCAUCUUUAUAACGGACUUUUGAAAGUGCAUUAGACCAGGCCUCUGACCACUUCUGGAUCUUUUUAAUUUUGCAGCAGCCAUUAAAAAAAAAAAAAAAAAAGAAAAAAAAAAGAAACAGAAACCUUUUAAAGUUUCAUAUGCUGAAAAUCCAGAACAAAAGAAGCAGAUGAGUUAUCCAAAGUCACUCGGAAGAGAUGGUAAAUGUAAAACUGCAACCGGUGCUUUAAACAGACAUUAAGAGUAAUAUAAUUUAAAUUACAAAACAAAACAAAACAAAACAAACCCCCACAAAACAAAAGAGGAAGAAAAAGAGAAAAAAUCCAUUUUGUUUCAACUAUUUUUGUUAAAAACUCUUGGGUCACAACACUGUCAUUUCUGGCUUCAGGUUAGUCCUUUGGUGUGAUGUGCUUGGACUGGCCUUUGUCAAAAAGAUACGCUUUUCCGGAAGCUGUUCCCAUUCAUAUGCCAUUGUUCAUGCCUUAAACAAAAUAAGAAGAUGUACAGUAAGUAAUUUUAAAAUAUGUAUGCUUAGGCUUGUGUGAAGGGCAGAUUUUUAAAGCACUAGAAUUUUAUCAUGAUAUAAAUGUUGGAGAACCUGCAUUAUUUAAAAUCAAAAGACAACCAAACAUCUAACUGUAUUUCAGAGGAAUGAGAUCUACUGUACAUGCUUUAGCUUUGGGAAGCUGACUGUAUAUUCAGACUAAAAAGAAACUGCUAACUGAUUGAAUUUGAGACAAUUUUGGUAAAUGCAUAUGAAUUGAUUGUCAGAAAGUUCAUACUCUAAAUGACUGAUGCUGAGAUGCGAUCAUCACUUUUACCACUGGCUAGACAUGGUCUCACAGUGAAUCUCAUUUCCCCGUAACUGUUCAUACAGUUAGAAUUCCCUGAAGCUUUGCAACAGCGUUAAAAGCACAGAAAGAUUUCAUGGGAAGCUCUCUGGCUUCUCUCCAGAAGCUGGACAGUACUGUAAAUACAACUAUUUUCUGCCACACACACUGUUUACUUUACUGGCUCUGUUUUUUCCCCAUCCGCUUUUCCUAUCUAAAUUUAUAUUUGAGAGUAUGGCAGAGGCUCCCAUGCGUUGUAGCUGACAACUACUACUUGUGUUGCCAAAAUAGCUUUUGUGCAAAAUUAUAUUUUACAGUUUUUCAUAAAGUGAUUCUAUAUUUUUUGAUUAAGAACCAAGUCUCUUAUGUGUUGCUAAGCCUCAGUUAAUAUAUGUGGGAGAAGGCUUGGCACUUUCUAUUUUUCAGAGAUUUGAAAAUCUCUGAAACGUUAAACAGUAGGAGGGCAGAUUUUAAUAAAAGGAAAAAAAGUAAUUUUAUUAGGUAAAAACUGCAUUCCAUAUGGUAUGAUCUAGUCUUCCAUUUAUGCGUGUAUUAUACAUCCAGGCACUGAUGAUAGGUUAGGUGUCAUGCAUAUGCACUGUAUCUCUUUGUACAUGUACACAGUGUACAUAGUGCACUUGAAUUUUUCUAUUUAAGAUUGAUUCUAGUACUGAGACCUAAAAAAAAUUAUUAGAUAGGUAUGUGAUCCUGCCAGCAGAGCUGCUUGAACAGUUCUCAGUAGAUUAUGCUUCUUGUUUUUGCAGAGUCAGGUCCCUACAGAACUGAGAUGACUUUGAUUAUUUAAUAUGCAUUUAGUUCUCCUCCUUGUUAGUAUGGCAAAGCAACUGGCAGAGCAACUAGCUACUAAUAAAUUCCAAUUUCUUCACACAGUUCUAUUAUCAGGAAGAACUAUGAAAACCUAAAGAAAAUAUUAAGUAGACUUUAUAAGAAUUGUGAAUGCUCAUGAAUUGCUUAUGAAUAUUUGGUGUAAAAAAACCUGUGUGCAGAUUAACAGGAUUUCUUCCAAAGAGAAUUUAGAAUUAUUCAAAGAACGAUAUCUUUUUCUUUCCUAGUUGAACCUAGUCUGAUUUAUUUAUUUAAUUUUUUUUUAGUUCUGCAAUUGUUAUUAUAAAAAAAUGGAAAUAUAUAAAAAGUUUGGGGUUUUUUAAUCAUAUUUGGUUAACUUCAUCCUACUUGCUUUAAUGACACUACACUAUUAAUCAAAUUGGCACAUUGUGUGCAAAAUAGCAAUUAAUUAUUCUGUGUCACUUUCCUUAAAAACGUCAUUAAACAUUUGCCCACAUCAUGCUCCAGUCUUUGUGUGCAGUUCACCGUGAUAUUAGAAAGCAUUAUCUGUGUAUGACUGCAAGUACAUUUGAGGGAUAGAAACUGCAUGUCCUCAAAUUUUUUUAAAAGUUGGUUUUUAAUUUAAAUACAGAAAUAAGGUCUUUAGUUUUACAGUGUUCUGCUAGUGUUUUUUGAACGCCAUUAUUUGCAAUGCAAACUGAAACUUGGUGUACACUAAAGAUGCUGCCACUGAUUUAAUUAUUUUUUACAAUUGUUUAUUUGACACUCAUUGAAAGAAAAAUAACAUUAACAUUUUUAGAAUUAAAAAAAAAUCUGUGAUAUGCUAAAUCUUUCUAUUGAAGGCACUUUUUAAGCCUACUGAAUGUUAAAUUAGUUAAUUAGUAAGUAGAGGAGACACAAAACAAUGCAUCACAAAAUAUUUGCAGUCUUUAUCAGAAAUUGAAAAGUGCUAGCAGAUGUACCUUAAAGCAAUUUCUUGUAGUGCAGAAUUCUAUGGAUUCUGUGCAAAAUCUUUUAUUAAAUUUUUCCUGUAACCUUGGGGGACAUCAUGACAUAUUUUGUGCUGUUUCUAAAGAGAAUGGGUUAACAGAAGAUAGGUCUGGGGGCUUCUAUCCAAAUUAUAAUUUUUUAGACAACCCAUGAAAUUUCACCAGAGCUGAGUUGCGGGGGAUAGUGGGCUUUCCACAUCCCCUGCCAGUGUACUGCAGGAUGGGGUUUCCCAUGUUACAGGGAGAACGCACUGUUGGCUCCUUUGCAGCCUGGCACCCAUUGUAAGUGCCUGCUGCUUUUCAGCAGGGCUGCUGCUCGGUUGUCCCUUCCCAGAAUGUGGGAUUUUUCCGCCCCAGGUGCAGACCUUCGCACUUCUAUUGAACCGCAUGAAGUGUCUUCUGGCCCAGUCCUCAAGCCGAGCAAUGUCCUUCUGACUGAAGCUCUGCCAUUUGUCGUGCCGUCUCAUCCUCCUAAUUUAAUGUCAACUGCGAACUUGUUAGCAUGUAGUCGAUGUCCUUGCCCAGGUCACUGGUGAGAUGUUGAUUGACACGGGCCACAAAAUUGACACCUGCAGGGCUGUCCUCGUCGCUGGCUGCCAGUGGGGCAUAAGCCAUUUAUCAAUGCCCUUCAAGGCUGGAGAUUUGGGCAGUUUUCAGCUCACCUCACUCCAUUCAUCCAGGCAGUAUUUACUUUUGAAAGGCAUGAAAAAUACUUAUCAGCAGAGUAGAUUUAAUUGCUGUAGGUUUGGUAUGUGAUGAAAAUUAGUACAACUCAUUUGACAUUUAAAACCUGUUAGACAAUUUAAGAAGUUCUAACUUUUACUACAAAGAUGUAUCCUUUGCUUUUUCCUGUGUUUUCUCAAAACACCUAUUUCUGUAUAAAAUACACAACCCAUAUGCUUUAGUUUCACAAUAAUGAACUGUACUUUCAAUUAAUAUUUCAAAAGUGUACCUUAAUUUGUUCCCUGUUCUGGUACUGCAGAUAUGAUAGGUUAAUAAUAGCCAUUUUCAUCAAAUGUAAUGUCUUAUAAAGACUUAAAUAGCUUCAUUCCUAUUUUAGAUCUGUAUUAACAAGCUGGUAGAUUUUUCGGCAUAUUAGAAAUUGUUAUCUCACUGGGAGAUACAAUUUUAAUAUGAGUUGAUUUUUGUACAGUAUCACUGUGAUUAAAAAGUCAUCUGGACAUCCAUUCUUAUUUUAGACACAUGUAAGUUGCAUGAAAUAAACUUUUUUUGUAUUUGGCUUUAAAAGUGAACUCUUUUCAUCUUACAAAUAAUGUUACCCUUUAUUUUUUUCUCAUUUUGAACUUCUGACUCUGAAUGAGCUUGUAAGGCAUUUGCGGGUUUUAUUUGAAUAGCACAUGCUAGGCAUAUGUCGAGUAUUGCAGUACGUAUACAUGACACAGUUUUGAAAGAUAUUGCCCUUAAUUUCCCUACUGAACACUGUUAGAGCUUUAUGGAAACAAAUGACACAAACCUUAAGGCACAAUAGGAGCCAGUGCUGGUCCUGCCCUCAUGGGCACCUAGUGAGGACCUUGCAUCUGGGCCAUGCCCUCUGAUUCCCAUGGAGGUAACAUGGGAUUUUCUCACCCUUGAACCAGGCAAAGUGGAGCCCAGUGCAAUGCAGUCUUGCUCAUAGAGUUUCUCUCAAAAAAUCUGAAUUUUUAGAAAUACCCUGGAAGGGAGGGGAGGUUCAUUUGCACUUGCACAAUAACCAAGAGGGCUGAAUAUGCCAAUUCUCUGUGAGUUUUGCAAAACUUGCUUUCACUAGCAAAGCUCUGUUAGUAUAGGGAAGGUUUGUGUGGUCUCCUUGUUUUAUAGGAUUUUGAAUAUUGUCUGGUGCAGAGAUAAACACUAGCUCUUUAACAUGCCGUUGGCUGCAGUCGUAAUCUGAGGAAUAGCUCUUAUUUUAGGUGUCAUUACUAAUACUGGAGCUGUAUAAUGAAAGUAAAGGAGAGUUUUCAGAUUAAAUCCACCUGAAAGGAAAGAGUAUUUGUAUUCAUAUGCUAAAAUGACAGGAGGGGUUAAGUUAGAGAGUUUGGUCCAGCGGGGGGAAAAAGAUCAAUGACAGAUGUCAUGUUUAAGAAACACUGGAAUGGCCUCACCGGUCACCCUGUGUUAUACACAGACCUGGGAGAAAACUUAACAAAGUUUACUGUGUCAUAACCACUUACUCUAGCAGCUACUGGGGCUGAAAAUACUAUCUUGGGUUUUCUUCCUGUCUGUCAUUAAGUAACAGUCAUCAAAAUUGUAUAAAACUUGAACUUCCUGUUUAGAACAUAUAUUGAUAAAAGUCACAGUAGGUAGGGAUACGGCGGCAACUAAGUAUUUCGUUCAUGUGCUCAAAGUUGCAAAGGUAUAUUUAGUAUAAAAAGUAGUAUAAUUUUCUACUUUACCAUCCCUGGUUACUUUUGUUAUAAUUCUGGUAUCACUCAGAAGUAGUUUCAUGGAGAAAGGUCUUUUGGUUUUUUAUUCUUUUUGUUUUUAACAGAAGAAUCUGGACUAAGUGUGUUAAUAAAGUUUAAUUAUUCCUGGGGAGGAUAGCUUCCUGAGCUCCAUUAGAACAGUGAAUGGCACCUGCAAGAAUGUUGUAAAUCUCAGUAAGCUCACAGAAAUGGCUUAUUUACAGCAACUUAUUUUAUUUUUGUAUUAUAUAUUGUAAGGAACCUACUUACAAAAGCAAAUACAUUAUUUGCUCUUUAAACUAGGGAAUGUAAAACACCUUCAUUCAUUAGCUUUAGUGUAAGCUAUGUCUUUCUUCCACUAAACUGAAAAGCCUCUUUACGAAAUGAUUUUUGUAUGGUAUCUUGAAGGUUUAAAAAGUGAUAGUGAUGUACUUGUAGGUGUUUUAUAUACCUCUCUCCUCCUUUGUCAAGUAUUGUGGUAUUACAAACCCAUCAUAUCUUUAAUUUUUUUUUUCCCUGCCUUGCGAUCUUUGACAAACCUCAGAAAAGAAAAGGGAGGGAGAGACUGCAAUGGAGAACACUGAAACUAGUCACAGCAGCUCUGUCAGUGGCACAACUGUAACAAAAUAGAAAGUUUUCUAACUUUUAUGAAUUAAAAUGUCAGCAGAGCUGCUGAAUCCAUUUCAGGCAGGUUACCUUAAUACUAUUUUUCUUUCCACUGAUCCAUGACAGCAUGAAAAAAGGGAAGAUUGACGACAUCUGCUCAGAAUUAAUUCUGAAGGUGAAGGGAAGUUUUUAUUCCUUUUAUAAACAAAAGUGACUGUAGCCAGCAUUUGGCUGAAGGUGUAUUGGUAAUGUGGACAAAGAGAGUUACAUAUUUUAUAAGUAAGGAAACAAUAAAGUUGGAAUAUAUAAUCAGCAGUGUGUAAUAUAUUCUGCCGUGACCUAUGAAUAAUUCACUGAAGCAUGGUAAAGCUACUUCUUCGUACUCCUGGAGCAAUGACAGAUGUUGUCUCCUAUGAAACACUAGAACAUGUUUCCAUAUUGACUGCUACUUUUACUGGUCUGCAUUAAUGAAAGAGGGAUAUCUUAUGCUAAUGUAUAGUGUUGCUGGCCCAGAACAUUAGGGAUGCAAAAAUGGAAGAGGUGAGGAGAUUCCUUCAAAAAGUCAGAAGUGGGUAACUUAUCUUUUACACCCUGAACAUCAAAAUGAUGUAAGUGCUAUACAAGAGCAGCACACGCAGUGAUAAUAUUCAACCAGAACUGUUCAUCUUCACUGAGGUACUCGCUUCUUGUGCCAGUCAGUGUAGCCACACAUGCAACGUCUUUUUUCUGAAGUUGCAUUACUAUUUAUGAUUGCACUUGCGGCCCAGCGGUUGAUUUGUCAGGUCCACCGAGGACAAUCGGUGUAAGAGUCAGGAUUGCAAACUCAUAUUUCUUUUCUAGUAGUCCUGUGCUGAAUGCUCCCUCUCUUCCUUUGUUAAAUUCACCUAAACAAGGAAUAUUACAGUAACAUUAACAAAAUGAAUAUAAGUUUAAUCCUCAGUAUUUUCCAGCCAAAGGAAAAUUCAGGAUAGCUUAUUCAACUGUGUUGAAGAAAUACAGACGAGAUCUUAAAUUAUCUUUGUAUUUGCUUAAUAUUUUAUAACAUAUUUUGAGAUUGGAUCACCAACAAAAAAAUUAUACAUAAAUAUAUUAAACUUGCUUUGUCACCUAUCUUGAAGUCAACAUUGAAAAUUAUCAUUCUAAUCUGAGGUUAGAAAUCAGGUCUAUUUAGUUCUUGAAGUAAGUGUUAUUUAUUGGAGAGGACUUUGCUGCUCCAGACCUCCCAGCAGGUUAAUGCAGAGGAAAAAACACUUGCUGUAAGCUUUAGCAUGAUUUGUUAAUGAUACUAAAGUAUUCUUUCGUGGUUGAAAUAUAGUGUAGAAAAUUCAGAUCACAAUAAAUUAUAUUUUCAGCUGAGUCUCAAACAAGACCUGACUAUGAGCUGAGAAAUAAAGGCUGAUGAGUGUAUUCUGGUAUGUAGGCAUAAAAGCAAAGAUGGCGACUUCUACCUUAGUUAGGCUUUCGCUCUACUUAACAAAAGCACUGUUCUUGUUCCUUUAUAAUUAUUUCUAAACUAAUUAUUUUCAAACAUUCAUUCCUCACUAAGAAUUAAUUACAUGUGAAGUUUCAGUUUUAAAAAUUAAACAGUGUUUGGAACUCCACAGACAUGAAGGGUGGUGCUUCUGUCAUGCACCUAGUGCUCAGACCUUGCUAAAUCUCCAGCUUUCAGAGCAGGGUGGACCUAUAAUGCUUACUCACUAAAAUUUAAUCCUUGGACCAAAAAGAAAUGUCAGUGGGCUUUUCUGGAUGGAUGGGGUUCUACUUUGUAUAUUGAUUUUUGUCUAUGUUAUUUACUAUAAAAUAAGUAAGAAAUCAAGCUGCUAGCAUCUGAUGUCUGAAAUCUUUUCCUUCACCAAAAUGCAUAGCAAACUUCUUGUUCUUUAUCUAUUACUGCUAGAUUGUCUGAAGUGGAUACUUCAGCAUGUAAAAAGCCAUCACAAAAUUAAACUACUGUGGUAUGCAGAGAGAUCAUUAUGAUAGUUCUGUAUUAGGAUAUUAGGUAUAUUUUCUUUGUUGUAACCAUUAGCAAGACUCUUCUUUGGGUCUUUUUCUGCUUUUCUUUGUAUAAUUAACUGUUUGGUGAAUUAUGAUUUCUCAGUAUUUCAACAGCAAAGAAUUCUGUAUUUUCUCUCAUUUUUUGCACAAAGUUAAUAUGAAUUGACAAUAAUGUCACACUUUUUUGGUGAAAUUAGAUCCCAUACGCACAUGUAUGAAAUGUAGUAAAUUUUAGUAUUUAUACCUUGCUCAGACUCUGAGAAUGCCAUUAGAAGAGUAAGGUCUAGAUUAGUUGUUAAUUUUACAUUGCCUUACUGAGCUUCUUUGCUUUUAACAGCCUUUAAUUUCAGAUGGGAAACAGUCCUGCACCAGUUCUUUAGCAGGCCAAAAUGUCAAAACCUAAAUAGCUAAAAGAGCAUUCUUUACUGAUUGCCCAUAUCCCUGUGCUCAUUCUACAAAAAAUCUCAAAUCUGUUGAUUUCUUACAUACCUCUUUGUGUAGCAUACUUGUAAAAGUAGGUUCUCAGAGUCUUUCCACUGUGAUUAUGCUAUUAUGUCAGCUAGAAAGGUAUACAGAAACUCGCUUUGCGUAUUUUAAGAUGAAUUUUAAAGUCAAAUAGUUGCUUUCUAGAUGCCUGGCAUAUAAAGCCAGUGCUGCUUUUGAGUACUGGGUAGACGGUGUCUGUUUUACAGGAAAAUAACAGACUGCAACUAGAAAGAUUCUGUGUUCCUAGAUGCAGGAGGCAAAAUUUUUUCUGUUGUUUGAAAGCAAUAGAAAACUGUUACUUAAGGGAAGGAAAGAAAAUACGAAGCAUUUAUGUACCCAGCUACCCAAAUGUUGCAGAAGGCAUUAUUUUUGAGCACUGCAAUAUUAAACCUGACCUGCAGCACCCGUAAUUUUAUGCUCAGAAGUUCACUGUGGACUUCCGUAAAGAAAUGAAGAAGAAAAGGAUACUGGAAAAAAAAGUCAGUACCAUAAUUUCUAAAUAACUCAAUAGAAAAUUGAUUUGCAAAUAUUUGUUUUGAAAACCGUAUAAGCUACUUAAAGUAUCACAAUUUUUAAAAGCCCAAGUUUAGUCAUAGUACAUUCAGUAAUUUAACAUUUAAAAAAGUAAUAUUGAUUGAUCUUGAUUGCUUUCCUGCAAAUGCAUUUAUUUGUGCUUGACUGUUCACAAGUUUGGUAUAUCUUUCAGGCUGAUUCUUCUUUACAUCUUAUUAAUUCUGACUCCAAAUACUGGCUCUAAUUGUGCCUGUAAAAACAAUUCUAUUGCUUACUGUUACUAAACAUCAACAGCUGAGGAAUAACAUAGCUAGGAUAUAAUUUGUAUAUUCCAAAUCUAUAGACUUUUAUUUCACAUGCAAGAGUUAAUCAGCAAUGCACGUCAGAUUUGUUUUCUGUUUCAUCUGCUUGGACUCUGAUCUCGCACAGGCAUCAGUACGUACUUAGCAUAAACAUUGCAAACAGUCUGAUUGGAUUAAGUUUAAAAGAUGUAGAUACUAAAGUUCAAAUAAAAAGGCUCAACAGCGACAUUCCUAAGAAAUCAAAACAAUGUACCUGGUUACACCAGGCUUUAUAGUACUUGAUUUUUAAUUCCUAUAUGCUUAAACAAAUGAGCACCUACGCAGAUGAGGCUGAGCUGCUGUUGGUACUCCAUUGAACUCAGUGAGCUUCCAGGUGAGUGGAUGAUCUAGCUGCCCAAAUCUAUUUCAGCUGUAGGCCUAGCAUACAGUGAAGCCUAGGUAUUCAACUAGGUACACUUAAGCUUGAUUUUGAAUACGUGCACUGUCUUGUGGAAGAUAAAUGUGUGAAAUACAGCUGGUUUGGCUGCUUGCCAGUCAGAGCAAUAUAUUUGACUUUGCUUUGACUCUCUUGUAUUUUGGGACCUUAUUCUGGGGCUUGUAGUAUUUAAAAACCAGUUAACUUCAUGUCUCUGCAAAGCUCAAUUAUGUAUGACGGAAGAAAGAACAGGAGAUUAAAUCAAUGACAAUUCGUCAUAUUAUGUCUCACUCUGGCAAGCUUAAUUGUAAGAAUAUUUGCAAUUCCUACCCCUGUUUCCCUGUACUUUCCCCAGGAUGGUGCCAGCCCAGAGUGAGGGUUGCUAGUACUGUAUGCCAAUCAAAAAAGGAGACUAAUCUUUCUGAUUUGCAAAGAAGGGGGUGGCUAACUAAGAGCAUGCUCCUAAUCUCAGCCUAGAAAAGCAUGAAUGUGAGAAAGUGCGUCCCGUCACUCCUUCUAGGCUUUAGCACAUAAAUAGAAUUGCUUUUUUUGGUAUAUCAAGUUCUCUGGCUACUUCAGAGAUUGAACCUAGCCAGGAAGGAGCAGUAAAAAAACAGUUUUAAGUUCCCACAUAAUGCAGCUGCAACACUUAUUCUGUGUCUUUGCACUUGUGAGUUGGUUUUGAACAUACUGUUGUAGUAAUCCAGAAUGCAGAGGCCUCACACUGACUACCUCUCAUGCAAUAAAAACCAAGCUCAUACAGUAGUUAAUGUUGAUUGCAGUUGAGUGUCUUUUGGCCACAUGAUUCAGGGAGGUGGUAGUGGGGGGAAUAGUAAACAAAAGAAAUUAAUUUAAUGAAGACUUUAUUCCAGUGAUGUAUGUGGUAUACACAAUACCCAUAAUACCAACUCCAACUGAGGGAGGUCCUACAGCUUCUGGUAGGAAAUAAAGGUGACCUUGGCUAUGCUAUAGUUUAUGUUGUACUCUAAAAUGUAACAAAAGAUGGCAUCUGUUUCCUUCAGGCUGAGCUGGAUUUAUCGGGAUAUCAUGUCCAAAAAACACAGACACACUAUUCUAGUUUUUGAGGAAACGUGAUGCUCUUUUACCUGUUGCAAUGUAAUUGGAUAAUGCAUGUACAAAUGACUUGUUUAGCCUGCCAAUGAAUGUUGCUAAUGCCUUACCAAAAAAAAAAAAGCAUAUUUUUUGUAUUUUUUUCCUCAGAGGCAAAUCCAAACAAUGCUAGAUUUGGGAAACUGUUUACUGAAAAGCAUUUUCUAAUAGAUCUCUGAUGAAGUGCAAUUGUAUAAUUAUUAUUGUUCAGUGCAUACAGUACAUUGUCUCCAUCACUCUGUACACUGCUGCUAUUAGUGCUUGUUCUAAUAAAUCUCAAUGUACACUGUUUAAACUGCUA